AUGAGCCCGCCGCACAUCCACCACCCAUUCGCCUCGGCGGAGACCAGAGCCAAUGAAGCCAAUGAACUAUCUGGGCCGGACGGCCCGUUGUGCUUCAGCUUCGGGACGAGACUCGCCGCGCCAUUCGGAACGGUGACAGAAGCCUUCUACCACCACGCAAGAAAGCACCCGGAGGCUAUCGCCGCGAAGGAUCUCUCCGCAGGGUCCGCAGGAUCUGCGAGGGAGAUCGACUACGCAUCGCUCGCCCGCAGGAGCCGCCGCUUGGCCGCCCAGCUGCAAGAACUGGGGGUCCAACCGGGCGACCGCAUCCCGCUAGUCGUCAAGCGGAGCAUCGAGAUGCUGGUCGGGCUUAUGGCCAUCCUUUCCUGUGGCGCCCAGUACGUGCCCCUCGAUGCGGGGGUUGUGCCGGACUCGGCUCUCCGCUUUGUGCUGCAGCAGAGUCAGCGGACCCAAGGCCGGGGCCGGGGGCCGGUUGCGCUUUGUCUCACCUCGACUCAAUACCGGCUUCUCAAGGUCAGCGAGGACUGCAAGACGGUUGUCAUUCCUGCCCUGGACGACAGGGAUACAGAUGGUGAAGUGCUUGAGAAGGACGAUGCCGACUUUCAAGACAUGGCGACCCCUGACGGGGGUUGCUAUGUUAUCUACACGUCCGGUACUACCGGAACUCCAAAAGGUGUCGACGUCAUUCACCGGAAUGUGACCAACAUCGUCUGCCUUGCUCCUGGGCAGCUGGGCAUCAAGCCUAAAAUGCGCGUCGGACAGGUUUUGAACAUUGGCUUCGACAUGGCGGCGUGGGAAAUGCUGGGUGCCCUUUGCAAUGGCGGCACGUUGGUCAUAAGGGGCUCUGACUGGCUCACAACACUCCGUGAAAUCGAUGUGUUGAUCUGCACGCCGAGCAUUCUAUCACAAUACAACCCAGUGUCCCUUCCAAACCUCAAAGUCGUGGCAACGGCUGGAGAACCAAGCAGCCAAAGGCUGGCGGAUCUUUGGGCGGCCCAUGGUAUUUACUACAACUGUUGUGGCCCGACCGAAACGACGAUUGUGAACACUAUGCAUGAGCAUAUCCAGGGGGUUCCUCUGUCGGUCGGCGCCCCGACUCCGAACAACUCUGUUUAUAUUCUCGAUGAGAAUCUUGAGCCCGUUGCGCUUGGCGAAGUCGGCGUCAUGUGGGCAGGUGGUUUGGGCGUGUCCAAGGGCUAUGUCGGGAUGCCGGAGAAGACAAGCGAGAGGUACCUGCCGGACAAGUUUACCAACGACGGCAUGAUGUACAAUACCGGCGACCUGGGCCGAUGGAAUCCUAACGGAGCUAUUGACAUCCUCGGAAGAGCGGAUGAUCAGAUCAAGAUCAAGGGCUUCCGAGUUGAACUGGAUGGUGUAUCUGCCUCGCUUGGAUCUGCCCCCGGAGUAAAACGCGCGGUUGCCCUACUAAUAGGGCGAGAAAUCCAUGGCUUCGUUACCCCGAGGACCUGCGACCUUGACGCGUUGGUACAGCAUAUGGCCCAACAACAGCCGUACUACGCAGCGCCCACUCAGUUCCACCUCUUGGAUGAACUCCCUCACACGGCGAACGGAAAGGUGGACAGGAAAGCCCUCCGAGAGCAUGCGGCCGCCAAACAGCCCAGCCCAUCCUCCUCAAAUAACAACCUCGCCGAAACGAGGUCCGCGACGGGGCCAGAGUCGUCGUCUGGGUCUACCCACUCAAGCGAGAAGCACUCAAACGAAAAGCCCGACUUGUCUCGGCCUCUGCCGGACAAGACGUGGCCAAAGCCCAUCCGCAACCUGGUGUACCGCGUGUUCAUCGUUUACCGGUUCCUUUUCUCAGUAGUAGGCAUCGCCAACGCGGCCGCGCUAAUCACCGUGCUCGUCACCGACGCCCCCAAAGAGUGGCUCGCAACCAUCACAGCCAUCAACCUCGCCGUUGCCGUGCUCAUCCGCCAGGACUUAGUCAUCAACGCCCUGUACACCAUCUGCUGCUCCGUGCCCAAGUCCUGGCCCCUACUCAUCCGAGCUAGCUGCGCCAAGAUCUACCACCUCGGCGGCGUGCACUCGGGCGCUGCCUUCUGCGCCGGCGCCUGGCUGCUCGCAUCCAACCUAACCAACGCGGCUUGCUCGGUAAUGAUCUCUUGCUCCCCGGGCUCCCCCGGGGCACCGAAACAGCAGUCCACCGCCUCGACGGUCCUCUCCUGGAUCCUCACGGCACUCUUCUGCGUCAUGUUCACACUCGCAUGGCCCCCCCUCCGCAAGCGCCGCCACAACCUCUUCGAGCGCACCCACCGCUUCGUCGGCUGGACCAUGCUGGGUCUAUUCUGGGCGCAGACGGUCGUGUUGGCCAACGACACCAAACCCGCGGGCACCACCCUCGGCGAUGCCUGCCUGCGCUCGGCACCGCUGUGGUUACUGACCGCCGCGACAUGCAGCAUCGCCCUGCCCUGGCUGUUCCUCCGCAAGGUCCCCGUCGACGCCGAGGUGCUCUCGGACCACGCCGUGCGCCUGCACUUUGACUAUACUGUCCCCGUCAACGGCUCCUUCACCCGCAUCUCCACGCGGCCGCUUCUCGAGUGGCACUCGUUCGCGACAGUCCCAGCCCCCGAGGCCGUCGCCGGCCGGCCCGCGGGUUACUCGCUGGUGGUGUCUAACGGGGGCGACUGGACGGGGGCGUUGAUCCGCAGUCCGCCAACGGCGUUGUGGGUGCGCGGCCUACCGGCAUGCGGCGUGAUGCGCAUCGCGACGCUGUUCCGCCGGGUCGUCGUCGUGGCCACGGGAUCGGGCAUAGGCCCCUGCCUCGGCCACCUGCAGGCGCCGAGCUGCCCAACCCAGCUGAUCUGGUCCACACCCAAUCCGGAGAAGACGUUUGGCCAGGGUAUGAUUGAUGCGAUUAGGGCCAAGAUCCCUGAUGCUGUUAUUCAUGAUACCCGCCGUCUGGGCAGGCCAGACCUGGUUGCGAUGGCUUAUAAUUUGGCCACUUCGUUUGGUGCCGAGGCGGUUAUUAUUAUUGCGAAUGAGAAGAUUACUAAGAAGGUGGUGUAUGGUCUUGAGACGAGAGGAAUGUAUGCGUAUGGCGCCAUUUGGGACAGCUGA
Messenger RNA from Dichotomopilus funicola, 3078 nucleotides. RefSeq lists its product as uncharacterized. The coding region runs from base 1 to 3078 and encodes 1025 amino acids. The record is from RefSeq and is a predicted model, not a curated record. Lineage: Eukaryota; Fungi; Ascomycota; Sordariomycetes; Sordariales; Chaetomiaceae. The transcript has 7 exons.